Messenger RNA from Meleagris gallopavo (turkey), 2372 nucleotides. The record is from RefSeq and is a predicted model, not a curated record. Lineage: Eukaryota; Metazoa; Chordata; Aves; Galliformes; Phasianidae.
GAUGUCAUCUGUCACACACUGACAGGAGACUGAGCCGAGGCACAGCUGUGUGAUCCCCAGCAUCUGCUUUCCUCCUCUCAGCCACCAGGCUGCUCUCAAUAGGGUAACUUGGCUGCAAGAUGGCAGAACCACACCAGGAUAUCACCGUCGUGGAGGACCAGGAGAGGCAGCACGUCCCCUCAGGCUAUCCCCUUCAGAUUCCAGUCGAUGAUGGAUCGGAUGAGCCUGUUUCUGAAACAUCUGACGCUAAGAGCACCCCAACUACAGAAGAUGCCACAGCACCUUUAGUAGAGGAAGGAGACCAAGAGGAUCAGCACGGGGAGAUCCCAGAAGGAACCACAGCUGAAGAGGCGGGCAUAGGAGCCACCCCCAGCCUGGAGGACCACGCUGCAGGAGAUGCUGCUCAAGCUCCAGGGGAGCCCAGCUCUCCAAAGCUGCAGCCUGGCCUUAAGGAGCAGGUGGGAGGUGUGAUUAAAAGGGGCAGCCAGCCCAUGGAGCAGCUAGCUGGCGUUCCUCAGGAGCCUCUUCUGCAACAAGAAACAAAGCCUGCAGCCACAGCUCCCACCAGGAUCGAGGUCACCAUCCCAAUACCCCUGGAUAUGUACCAAGAUGUCAGAGCUGAGGACAGCAGUGAGCUGUGGGAUCGUGGGGGCAGAGAAGGCGUUGGUGUGGAUCCAGCAGUGGGAAAAGAGCUGGGAGAUGUGUGCACCAUGGGGCUGGCAGGAGCGGGUGGCACUGAUGCCUCCCGUACUGCAGAUGGGCCAACUCCUUUAGAUGCUGGAGCCCCACUAAAAGAAGACACCAGCAGCUGGGAAAGAGAUGAGGACCGUGAUACUGAUGGAGCUUCUCAGCAGGGUUUGCUUGGACAGCGUGUUUCUCCAGGACCCAAAACAACCAAGGAAGCUCUUAAAGAUGAAGGAGAAACCAAGUCUGGAGAUGUCCUCAGAGACGUGGAGAGAGAGGCACUCCUUGUUGAAUCUGAAGCACGUAAAGCAGAAGACCAAGAGGAGAGACAGCAGUUGCAGGGGGAAGAAUCAUACGCAGAUGUCACCUCAUCAGAGCCUUCUGAGACCCAAACAGAAGGGGCAGGAGGGGAUGCUGGAGCCUUAAUGGAAGCAGCCAAACCCCCCGUUGGGUUAAAGGAUGGCAGGGAAGAAGGAGAUGCUGCCGUGGAAGAGGCAGUGCUGGGUGCAGGAGGCUGCGGGACGCCCAAGAAGAAGCCUGGUGCUGCAGAUAAAGCAGUCAGUCGUGUUCCUCUCCUGAAAGCUCGUAUUGAUAGCAAAGACAAGGAAGGGGCUGAAACUGAUGAAAAGAAACCGAAGAAAUCCUCACCUUCCACUGCCAAACCCCCAAGUGAUAGAGCCUCCAUCCCUCCCCACCGACACACCUCCUCUAGCACAGCCCCUCCGAAAUCUCCCUCCAGCCCUGCAUCCACCUCUAAACGAGUCACACCCCGACCUGCCAGUACAGGAACGCAUGAAACAAAGGCCAAGGGCCAGGAGAUGAGGGGUGGCACCAAGCCGGCCACGCCGCGCUCUGCAGCCGGGCAGGCACAGAGGAACUCCAGCAACGCCACCCGCAUCCCAGCAAAAACCCCCACGGCCCCCAAGACCCCUCCUGGCUCUGGCAGAAAGGAGCAGAAAAAACCACCCCCUGCAGCAGCGAAGUCUGAGAAAGGUGAGCAGCCCAAGUCUGGAGACAGAAGCGGUUACAGCAGUCCCGGCUCCCCCGGGACUCCAGGCAGCCGUUCCCGCACUCCUUCUCUGCCCACCCCACCAGCCAGGGAGCCCAAGAAGGUGGCUGUGGUUCGCACGCCUCCCAAAUCGCCCGCGUCUGCCAAGAGCCGCGUGCAGCCCUCGGCGGCUCCGAUGCCCGACCUGAAAAAUGUCAAAUCCAAAAUCGGCUCCACCGAAAACCUGAAGCACCAACCUGGAGGUGGCAAGGUGCAGAUUAUUAAUAAGAAGCUGGACUUUAGCAGCGUUCAAUCCAAGUGUGGCUCAAAGGAUAAUAUCAAACACAUCCCGGGAGGAGGCAGUGUGCAGAUUGUUAAUCAGAAGUUGGACUUUAGCAGCGUUCAAUCCAGGUGUGGCUCAAAGGAUAAUAUCAAACACAUCCCGGGAGGAGGCAGUGUUCAAAUCGUUUACAAGCCGGUGGACCUGAGCCAUGUGACGUCCAAAUGCGGUUCCCUGGGCAACAUCCAUCACAAACCAGGUGGUGGCCAAGUGGAGGUGAAAUCUGAGAAACUGGACUUCAAAGAUAAGGUGCAAUCUAAAAUCGGGUCCUUAGAUAACAUCAGCCACGUUCCUGGAGGAGGAAAUAAAAAGGUAAAGGAGGGCAGGGCUGCUGUCCCGCGUGUGUGUGAGCCUUGGGGG